AUGGUUGAUGCUACUACAGGACAUGAAUCCUUAUCUUUCAUGGAUGGAUCAUCAGGAUACAAUCAAAUUCGGAUGACACUCAAAGACGAAGAAAUGACAGCAUUUCGAACUCCGAAAAGGAUAUAUUGUUAUAAGCUAAUGCCCUUCGGACUAAAAAAUGCAGGUGYCACUUAUCAGCGUGCCAUGCAAAAGKUCUUUGAUGACAUGCUACAUAAACAUGUUGAAUGUUWCGUUGACGAUCUCGUGGUUAAGUCCAAAAAGCGACAAGAUCAUCUGGGGGAUCUAAAAGUAGUCUUUGAUCGCUUGAGAAAGUAUCAAUUAAAGAUGAAUCCUCUCAWGUGUGCAUUCGGAGUUACCUCGGKAAAGUUCCUUGGUUUCAUUGUAAGACRUCGGGGAAUCGAAAUCGAUCAGUCAAAGAUUGACGCUAUUCAAAAAAUACCAAGACCUAGGAACUUAUAUGAGCUGAGAAGCCUUCAGGGUCGUCUGGCCUAUAUCAGGAGAUUCAUCUYCAACCUAGCUGGCCGAUGCCAACCUUUCCAGAGAUUGAUGAGGAAGGAUACAAGUUUUGAGUGGGAUCAAGCAUGUGAAAAUGCUUUUGAAAGCAUAAAAAAAUACUUGCUUAAUCCACCCGUCUUAGGUGCACCAAUAGCAGGAAAGYCGUUGAUAUUAUAUAUCACGGYGCAAGAAAGAUCGCUCGGAGCGUUGUUGACGCAAGAAAGAGAAAAAGGGAAAGAACGAGCCYUUUAUUACUUGAGUAGAACCUUAAUCGGAGCUGAGUUAAACUACUCUCYAAUUGARAAGAUGUGUCUUUCUCUCUUCUUCGYUGUCGAUAAAUUAAGGCACUAUAUACAAGCCUUUACGGUGCAUCUARUUGCUAAGGCUGAUCCAAUGAAAUAUAUCUUGUCGAGGCCSAUCAUUUCGGGACGUCUGGCAAAAUGGGCUAUUUURCUCCAACAGUACGAUAUUGUUUACGUACCGCAAAAGGCAAUGAAAGGGCAACCAUUGGCAGACUUCCUAGCGAAUCAUCCAGUCCCAUCAGAUUGGAAAUUGUGCGAGGACUUGCCUGAUGAAGAAGUAUUCUAUGUUGAAGUAAAGGAACCUUGGACCAUGUACUUUGAUGGAGCAWCACGAAGAAAUGGAGAGGGGRCAGGUGUUGUCUUUGUCUCACCUGAGAAACAUAUGUUACCCUAUAGCUUCACACUGGGUGAAUUGUGUUYAAACAACGCUGYUGAAUAUCAAGCGCUCAUCAUAGGACUUCAAAUUGCUAUAGAAAUCGGAAUAACAUACAUUGAGAUCGACGGCGAUUCGAAGUUGAUAAUCAACCAACUUCUGCUGGAGUAUGAUGUGAAGCACGAAGACCUUAAGCCUUACUUCGUUUAUGCGAGACGACUACUGGAGAGGUUUGAUGGUGUAACACUAGAGCAUGUUCCUCGUUCGGARAACAAAAAGGCAGAUGCCCUAGCAAAUUUGGCUAYUGCUSUUAHGGUUUCARAAGAUGAGACGUUGCACAUUUCACUCUGCCAGAAAUGGGUCACCCCACCAAUCGAAAGUGAGCAUCAAGAAGCAAAUGCUAUAUCAGUUUACAUUAUUGAAGAAGAAGAUUGGCGACAGUCCAUUCUAGAUUAUCUUCAACAUGGAAAGCUUCCAGUGGAUUUCCGACAUAAGACUGAAAUACGUAGAAGAGCUGCUCGAUUUAUCUACUACAAAGAUACUCUUUACCGUCGUUCAUUUGAAGGCAUUUUCCUUCGAUGUUUAGGAAAGGAAGAAUCAGCUAAGGCAUUAGAAGAAGCACACUCGGGAGUUUGUGAUGCUUACCAAUCUGGACCAAAGCUCAAUUUCCGAUUAAAGAGAAUGGGUUAUUAUUGGCCCACAAUGGUUCAAGAUUCUAUGGAAUAUGCGAAGAAGUGUGAAGCUUGUCAGAUUCACGCUAAUUUCCUACAUCAGCCACCAGAGCCUCUACACCCCACUGUAGCUUCGUGGCCAUUCGAAUCUUGGGGACUUGACCUUGUCGGUCCUAUAACACCCAAAUCUUCAGCUGGACAUUCUUACAUACUCGCAGCGACUGAUUAUUUUUCAAGGUGGGCUGAAGCGAUUGCACUAAAAGAGGCAAAGAAAGAGAACAUUGUAAAUUUCGUCCGAACUCAUAUAAUUUUUCGGUACGGAAUACCUCAACGAAUUGUCACUGACAAUGGUAGACAAUUCUCCAAUAGUCUGAUGGACAAAUUAUGUGAAAAGUUUAGUUUCAAGCAAUAUAAAUCGUCCAUGUAUAAUGCUGCAGCUAAUGGGUUGGCAGAAGCAUUCAACAAGACAUUAUGCAACUUAUUGAAGAAGGUGGUCUCCAAGACAAAAAGAGAUUGGCAAAAGAAGAUCGGUGAAGUGUUAUGGGCUUAUCGAACUACUGAUCGUACUCCUACAAGAGUUACGCCUUACUCUUUAGUUUACGGUGUAGAAGCUAUCCUUCCAUUGGAGCGAGAAAUUCCAUCACUAAGAAUGGCAGUGCUAGAAGGUUUAACCACUGAAGAUAAUGCAAAAUUACGCCUUCAAGAGUUAGAAGCACUUGACGAAAAAAGACUUGAUGCGCAGCAAACAUUAGAAUGCUAUCAGGCUCGAAUAACCAAAGCCUUCAAUAAAAAUGUUCGGCCUCGGUCAUUUCAAGUUGGUGAUAUGGUACUUGUUGUUCGAAGACCUAUCAUCACGACGCGUCACACAAGGAAUAAGUUCACACCUAAAUGGGAUGGACCCUACAUCAUCAAAGAAGUUUACACAAAUGGAGCAUAUAUGAUCGUUGAUAAAUAUGGAUUGAGAAUUGGUCCGAUUAAUGGCAAAUUUCUUAAAAGAUUUUAUGCAUGAAAUGUAAGCACUCCUUAUCUUAAUAGUCUAAACUAUAUGAUACUCCUGGCCCGCAUGAGUUAAAAAGGUGAACGGCCCAAAAAAAAAUCUUGUAUUUGAACUACGUUAUGACUUGAUCCCUUUCAUCGGAGGGUACGUAGGCAGCUUAAAGAAAAUUUUAAGUUCAGUCUCAACAAAAAAUAAAAAAAAAUGUG
This is a messenger RNA of Momordica charantia (bitter melon), 3044 nucleotides long. Lineage: Eukaryota; Viridiplantae; Streptophyta; Magnoliopsida; Cucurbitales; Cucurbitaceae. The record is from RefSeq and is a predicted model, not a curated record.